AUGCAACGUUCGCUCCCUUGCAACGGCAACGCGAGCCGGGCGCGGCCGCAGGCUGUCCGCCCCGCCCGAAGAUUCAACUUAAGUAGACUUCAGUCAAGACAAACUCAAACCUAUAACGAGAUGGAGCGGGGCGGCAGCGCGACGGCCGCACGAACAUCACAGGAGCGCCGCGGUCUCGCUUGGAGCUGCAAGGCGAAGGUGACGAGGGGCGAAGCGCCGGGCUACGCGUCGCCGCCGCGCAGCUGCGCCGCACUGCCCGUCCCCGCUAUAUUUUUUUUUUACAUUUUUCUCAUUUUAAAAGGGAACGGGAGCGCCGCAGCGGCCCGACGGCAUCGCGCUUACGCUUAUCUACUAAAAUUUUCACAAAAAUAA
Messenger RNA from Leptosia nina, 372 nucleotides. Lineage: Eukaryota; Metazoa; Arthropoda; Insecta; Lepidoptera; Pieridae. The record is from the annotation of a GenBank genome assembly.